AUGAGAGAUUCGCGUUCAAGCUCAUACGUAAUUCGCGAAGCGAUCCUGAAGUUCUACGACGACAAGAAAUUGUGGCCACGUGGGAUUACUUCUGCUAUGGAAUGUAUUCAGGUUUUGGAUCGCUUGCCUUCGGCCCUGGCACCUGCACCAGUUCCGCUCAUCACCCAGCAGUAUGCGAAGGCUAUCAAGCCAUUAGCCGACGAGGCUGAUGAUGACGAUGAAGAUGAUGAAGAGGCUGUGGCCUCUGAGGCCUCUGAGCUCAACGAUGGUGAGGAUGAGUCGAACACCCCCCCGACUAAGUCAGCUGGAUAUCGCUUCAAGGUGGAGUUCGCGAUUAAAAAGGGAUCGAAGCGUAAAGCUAAGUCGAAUCCUAAGACUAAGAGGACGAAGCCCGAAAAGGCCAAGGCCGAUCCCGAAGACCAUUGCUAUGGCGACUACUUGCCGAAAGAUUUCUGCGAUCGUGGAAAGGCCUUUAGGAACCAGGCGAAGUCGGAGGGACAUCGUCCGAAAGUCGCCCUCAGAAUGUGGAUGGAGAGUGCAGAGCGAGCAUCGAUUCUGGCAGACCUUCCGCUCAACGAACUUAAGAAACGUAGGUUCGUGCCCAAGGGAUGCACUGAAAACCCGUUCGUGCUCCUUCGCAAUGACCGAGAGUUCCUGGAGCUCUUUGCCGGGCAAGGAAACUUAUCCUCGGCAUUGCGAAGGGCGCGCCUUCGCGGAGCUUCCGUGGAUAUCCUGACCGAGCCGGUCACUAUGGACCUGCUCACGUCUCGGGCCGUAACGGGUCGCAAUGUGUUCAAGCCUUUGGGCAACCAAGUGCACGAGUUUGUGCUCCAGGGAAAUGUGCUGUCGAGCCGUACGGCAUUACUGGUGUACCUAGCACAAUGGUUGCGGCUCCGCUGGGUCAUUGAGCAACCGGAUGGCAGUUUUCUUCCGGAGAUGCCCCGCUUCCAAAAACUAUUCAGCACCUUUGAGAACCUUAUUGAUGUGAUCGUAGAGAAGGCGGGCUUUAUGUCGAAGCAGCAAAUGAGUCAGUUUCAACGCAAAACCGCUGUGCAUCACGUGGAUGCAAAUGGUGUCAAGCGCCAUACUGGCAAGCCCAAAGAGCUCCAACAAUCCCAGCCACUCGAUGCAAAUAAAUCAAUACCUCGGAAGCCGCAGCAUAACCAAUCAUCAUAUAUUAGUACAUUUCCGUCUGCCUUCGCCCAGGGAGUAUACACGGGAGUUCGGCGAGUUCCUGGCGAAUUAUUUCGUGAAGGUGAUGCAGGAAGGGCUCAGGGUUUCAGGGUUUAG
Molecule: messenger RNA, 1290 nt
Organism: Symbiodinium sp. CCMP2592
Lineage: Eukaryota; Dinophyceae; Suessiales; Symbiodiniaceae
Source: the annotation of a GenBank genome assembly